Molecule: messenger RNA, 3728 nt
Organism: Lytechinus variegatus (green sea urchin)
Lineage: Eukaryota; Metazoa; Echinodermata; Echinoidea; Temnopleuroida; Toxopneustidae
Exons: 2
Coding region: 393-3728 (1111 amino acids)
Biological process (GO): positive regulation of DNA-templated transcription
Cellular component (GO): chromatin; nucleoplasm
Molecular function (GO): zinc ion binding; ubiquitin-protein transferase activity
Source: RefSeq, a predicted model, not a curated record
AGAAAGACAGUGCACGCAACAACAACCUCGUAUUCAUUUUGGCAGCCUUUCCUCAUGACAAAUUGAAUACGGGCGUCAGGUGGUGGAAAAACCCAGUUUUAUUUAUAUCGGUGGGUUUUCCCACCUUGGUGCCUUCCACGAAAAUGAGCCGAUGUAUAAUACACAUUUGAACCUUCGCGGAGUAACUUGAAGACGCAACGAUAACAGGGUAGACCAAUCAGGCCUCGUCAUAAUAACGAUAUGCUAUCUAUCUACAGAAAUAGGUGAACAGUUUGGACUUUGUUUGAUGACAAAUUCUUUGGCGGUUAAAACAAAUAAUUCACAUUCGUCAGACACCGCUGAGAUCUCAAUCUUAUUUUCUUUUUAACUCGCAAGAAAAAUUCUAAUUUCUCAUGGCUGUAGAGGCUGCGACUAGAGGAGAUGCCACAGGUUCCUUGAGGAAUCUUACAUGUCCAAUGUGUCUCGGAAUCUUCACUGAAGCAACCAUCUUGACAUCAUGCGGACACACAUUCUGCAGGAACUGCCUGAAGAACUACGACCUGUCUCACCAGGACCGUAACUACAUGGUCUGUCCUCUCUGUCAGAAGAACACUAAUUUAUCUGCGAACCGUGUCGAUGGCUUGCUUGCAAACGUAACGGUUAAUAAAUUCGUGGACGAUUACCGGGCAAAAAAUGGAGGAGCAAAUGCAACCACUGUUCAGAUCCGCCCAAAAUGCACCUCUUGCAAGCCUCAGCCACAUGCUGUUUCAUUCUGCAGAACUUGUAAUAACCCCUUGUGUGAUGAGUGUCGGUAUUGCCAUGAGCAUCUUAGUGUCUUUGAAGGUCACGAGAUUGUUUCCAUGCAGGAUGAUAUCAAGGGAAAGUCCAUCCUCGAUCCUCUGACGAAGAAAUGUUCCUUCCACAGACUGGAGAAGAAAGAUGCAUUUUGUGAGGAUUGUAAAAUCUACAUCUGUCUCAAAUGCUUAACCGACGGUCAUCAGUAUCAUAAAAUCCAGAGUCGGGAUACCUUCGGUGAGGAGCUGCAGCUUGAAGUGGACAACCUUGUCAAACGAUGCGUAACUAAGGAACCAGAACGACAGAAGAACAUUCAGAAUGUAGAGGUUCAACACAAUGAGGUAACCAUUGCCAUGCAGAGGCUUCUGAAUGAUGUAAACAAUGCCUACCGAAUCAAAAGCAGAAGGCUGAAAGAGUAUCAUCAGAACCUCAAGACACAAAUUCAUACACUAGAAAAGAGUUAUGGCGACGCCUUAAACGGCAUGAAAUCCAAUGAUCUACAGAAGAUUGAAGGUAUCCGUAGUUCAAUAGCCAGGAUAGCACAGAUAGAUAAAGACACACUGGGUAAUCUUGAGACAGAUUAUCUGUCUGUUCAUAAAUUUAUGUGUAAAGAUCUAGAUUACUUGCUGAAAGAGGGUAAUGGUGGCACUUCGGCUGAGGUCAUUAAGAAUAAAGCUCAAAUGAAUAAGUUUAAGCCAUCUGGUAAAACUCGAAUUACUCUUGGGAGCAUAUCAGGAUUCACCGAUACCACCCCCGGGACUGCGAUGACAGCAAAGAUUAAGGUAAAGAAGGAGAAGGGUCAUAGCAAGAAAAAGAAGAAAAAGAGGAAUGUGGAGAAGAAUAAAAAGACAAACCAGAAUAGAAAAGACGAGCUGAAGAAGAAGAAGAAGAAGAAUGGAGAAAAUGGACUUAAUGUUGUUGGGCAAAUCAUACUAGGAUCCAGCAAACAAAUUUCUGGGGCCGCUAGUAUGAAUAAACCGGAUACUACACAAAGGAACAUCUCCAAGCCCCAUGAUAGUACUCGCCGUGACCUCGAGAAUAUCACAAAACAGAAGGGUCACACUGCCAUUACGAUGGAAGCACCCGGGAAGAUGUUAAUGUCUGCCGGUAAUAUUCGCAAGGACACCCGGAGCAUCUCUGAGUCUUCUGAUAGUUCGGAAGCCAUUAAGAAAUGUGGUAAAAAGAGGUUGAAGUCCGCGGAUGACAACCCCUUUUUCGUCUCAGGGUGCAUCAGUUCAAGGGAGGCAGCACGGAAAAGGUUUAAGUCUGGAGAUGAUAAUCGUCCUAACCACGGGAGCAUCUCAGAAGGUGCUGAUCAAGCUCCCUCUGGGUCUAACACUGGAGAGAAGGCAUUGGAGUCUAGAGAAUCUCCCGUUGCUAUCGUUAGAAAUGUACCGCCGCUCAAGAGAAUAAAUUCUGUUGAUAACCAUACUCGCCCUGGUUCAGAAAGCAUCAUACGAUCUGCUGAUCACACUUCUGCUGCACGUGCAACAAUUGCAAAGAUAAGUCAGAUAAGGUCUGCGCAUGGUCCAUCUCUUGUUUUCACAGCGGUCACAGAGUCUACUAAUCACACUUCUAAAAUACCUGUUGCGAUGAAGUCGCAAGAGAAUAAUUCAAUUCAGCCUAACUUCGGGAACAUUUCAAGACCCCGUGAUGAUACAUGCGUGCUUACGUCAGUCACGGACAACAAAAGACUAUAUGAGAAUAGAACAAAGCAUCGAGAUGAUUCUCGUCUUGUUCCUGAACUUAACUCUAGAACCAAUGUUCACUCUCCUGCUCCUGCCGCAAGCCCAAUUAGAAUAGAAGCACAUAGCACUAAUAUUUCCAAGCCUGAUGACAAUGUUCAAAUUCUUGGGAGCAUCUCAGAUUCCACUCAUGCAAAAAUGGCGGGAGAGAUGACGAAGAAAUUGCAGAAGAAUAUAUUGAAGCAUGCUCAUCUUGAUUCUACAAGCAUCCAAAGAUCGAAUGACUCCUUUGGGGCGGCCAUUACGAAGGAAAAAGCGGACAGAAGGGUCAAGUCUUCACCUGCUUCUAUGGUUUCACCUGGUAAAACAUCAGCGCCUGUCUCUAAGAAAAAAGUAGAAGCGAUAUCAAAACCUCAAAGUGAUAUUCGUCUUGAUCACGGGACGAUCUCGAGUUCUAAUCAUACUUCUGCGUCAGUCGUCAGAAAUACAGAAGGUCUUAGAAGGUGCAAUUCUAAAGAUGAUUCGUGCUUGGGGCCUACAGGUCACAAGAAUUGUUUAGCACAGAAAACUCAAAUUUCCAAACCAGCUGAUUCUCGCUUCCCCGAUAACAUCAUAAGAUCUGUGGCAGAAACUGAGAAAGUAGGCCCACAGGAGAAAGCAUUUAAGAUUCCAAGAAAACCGCCAAAUCAAUACAUUCAGCCUGUGACUACCACUGGAGCUUCUCCGGUGUCAGGAGAAUCUCCAGCAACAAUCGGUAAGAAAAUGCCCAUGCUCAAGAGAAUAAAGUCGGUUGAUCAUUCUAUUCUUGGUUCGGAGAGAAUCUCUAGUGAUCACUCUUCUGCGGAAACCAUUAGCAAGAAAAGUCAGAACAAGUCGACGUCUGAAUUUGAUGCAUCCGAGGACCUCGGGAUGCUCCAAGGAACUAAUAACUAUACGACAGAAAUGUGUACUGCGGAGAAGACCCAGGGGAAGAGUUUGAAGUCUGACCUUGGGGAUAUUUCAGAAGCUGGUAGUGACACAUAUAGUCCAACACCAACCAUGAAGAAGAAAGGUCAACUUGAAAAUGUAAUAAAACGCGAACAUGAUUAUUGUUUUGACCCUAAUCCCAACUCGAGUACUACUGUUUUUCAUCAACUUCGUGGGAGCCUCUCGGGAUCCACUGAUGAAAAAUCUACGGGAGCCGUGAAGCAGAAAGGAGGUUUAAAGGAGAUAAUUAAGAAAUUAAAUCCUAUGGGUGAUACUAAUCUUGGGGUCGGCACUGUGAAGUAA